GCGAGCGGAAAGGCGGAUCCACGGCACCGCGCGCCGGCCUCAGAGCACUCACGGCACUGCGAGCGCGCACGGAGCAUCACGACUCAUCACCGCGGCUUUUCGUCUCCUCUUUAGCCUCUCUCCUGGUCUCUCAAACCCCGUGACAUCGCACCACAUCCGGCAUACCAUCCACACGGACAGUCGCCCAGUCGCUCUCAUCCACCGACACUCGCCCACGGUUCAUGACAGUGUCCUGAAGCGGUUUGGGGUACGAAUCACGACUCACGCACGCACGGACUGUUGCUUGACCUCUCCCAGGCCCCUCGCUUCUUCGCCCGUAGGAGGAUAUCCACAGUUGCCCUUCUUCGACACAUCCAGCUGCGGCUAAGACGAUGGCGGAGUACAGCUCUCUGCUCAGUGACCUGUCUGAGAACAUCACAAACGAGGACCUGGAGCAGCUCAAGUCUGCGUGUAAAGAGGACAUCCCCGAAGAGCAAAGCAACAACAUCACCUCCUCCAAAGAGUGGUUCAGUUACCUGGAGAAGAAUGACAAGCUCGCACAAGACAAUCUUUCGUACAUCGAGCACAUCUUCGAGAUCUCGCGGCGGCCCGACCUCCUCACGAGGGUCAUCGAAUAUCGCACCACUGUCCUGAAGAUCUCUGAGGACGAAGAAAUCGACACCAAACUCACACGCAUCCCCUCCGCCAAGAAAUACAAAGACAUCAUCCGCCAGCCCUCUGAAGAUGAGAUCAUCAAACUGGCUCCGCCUCCUAAAAAAGUCUGAACCCUCUGCCCCGCCUCUUUCCCCCAAAUCUUUGCACCUUGAUAUUUCUACACUUCUUACACUCCUCCAACCAAUCAGCGACCAAUCAGCGCCCAAAACAACCACCCAUUUCCUGCUCGUCCUGUCAACUUUGACCCUGCACUAACCCUCACAGCCAAUCGGAUCGUAGCAAUGCGAUGUCAUCUUUAUUUCUAUUAGACUGUGGCGGGACAGGACUUUAUGAAUGGACCAGUGAUGUUUGAGUACAGGAGUAGUUUGAAAAAUAGUUUGGAGGCUCAGAUGUACCACAUAAUUACAGAUUUAACUCGUAAAGUUUCCCUUAUUUUUUUUUACCCAUCUUAGUAAGUUUUACUUUCGUGUUAUGGUCAAAUUACCUUCCCCCUUAAUCUUUCCAAUGGUCUUCAAAACAUUCCUGGAUACAGACAGUGAUCCAAAAAUAAAUUUACAAUUUAAGAAAAAAAAUCUCAAAAUCGUUAAAUAAUUGGCAAAAUUUGGAUCAAGCCUUAAAGCGAAUAUUAUUUGCAGAAGACUGUUAUAUAUAUAUACAUAUAUUAAUAUUUUUUUCAUUUUCCAACUUUUUUUUUUUUUAUGAAUUCACAAUAUCCAUUAUAUUGUGAAUUCAAUAUGGAUGACAUGAAGGACAUGCCAAUCAAGCCUCUUUAAAAACCCUGUGCAAAACUUAAAAUUUAAAUUAUGUUAAAAGAUUUGCAUAGUAUAUGAAGUAAAUAUUUAUCUGAGAAAGCAAAUUUACUGUGAAAAUGAAACCACUAACGAGUCACUUUAUUGCAAAGAGAUUUUAAGAUUUCUAAAAGCAUUCUCUUAAAAUAGAAUAUGUUUAAGAAAGAGAUAUUGAAACUAUAAUUUUGUUUAAACAUUCACCUAGUGACAAAAAUCUAUUUAGGAAAGUAUUUAUAAAAGAACUUUAUAUUUCUUUGCACUUAUGGGACCAGUUUUUGUUGAAGCAGGCUACAGAUCCCAAUCAGUAUAUGACAAAAGUCAUAUCUUGAUUUGUGUCCCCCUUGGAAGCGUUCAGCAGUCACUGUCAAGUGAUCAAAAUCAAAUUUAUUUGUAAUAAACUUAACAUAAACACACAGUACACCAUAUACUGUACUGAGAAUAGCAAUAGGACAUAGGACGAAAGCAUAGGACACUGCAAAAACAAAUGUCUACAUGGAGUUGAAAUGCUGUGUAAUUACUGUUUUUGCGAACUUUUUUGAAUGAUACCAGUCAGAAAUGUAGUCACAUACAUAAAAUGAAAUCCUGAAUUAAAACAAAUGCCUAUUUUUCAAUUAAUAUUUUAAGUUAAUUGAAUGUAAAAUUUUAAGUAUACUGCAAAUCUAAAAAUCUAGCCAAGUUAAGAUUACUUUAAUUGAGAAAGUUUUAUUGUGAUCUGAUUCAAUUUCACUCGACAAGUCAAAUGAUCUACCAAGGAACAAGACUUUUGUACUUAAUAUGAGAAACAAAAUCUAAUGUUGCAUGAACUAAGAAAAACACACUUGUCUCAUUAGUAGAUCAUUUGACUUGCCAAGCUGAAUCUACACAAAUAAGUAAAAGUAAAGUGUUCUUAAUUUAAGUAAUUUUACCUAGAUAUUCUUAAUAAUAAUAAUUAAAAUACUUAGAGUCAACUACUUGCUAAAUAUAAUGUAAAGCUGUUCAAGCUACUCAAAAUAAGAUACAUUUUCAGAAUUUAACUCAUUUAGAAAUUCAGUUUUUGCAGUAAACGGAUCAGAAAGUUGUUGAACCACAUAAUAAAAAUGACGUCAUCUUAACCAAACAUUAGCCUAUCCAAAAGGCCACUCUCAUUCACGAACACUAUAGCUCACAAGACUGUUGCUAACUCGCUAAUACGACUGCUCUUUUUAACACUGUGUAUCCUUAUAUAUUUCUGCAAUGAAGCCUUAGCGCAUUCAACCCCAAAAAUAUUUCAACAUAAAACUGUGAUUUUGUUUUUGCUGAUUACACGACCCGGUCCAGACGUUGCUAAGGACGUCAGUGUUGCUGUGUACAAAAGUUUAUUUAUUAUUAUUCUCUUUCUUUAGUUGCAGAAUUGAAACAAAAUAUACUGUAAAUUCUAGACAUGUUCUAUUAUGUCAAAACCCUCUAGUGCCAACAACGGAGACUUAAAACUAUUUGCAACCUUUUCUUUGGUUUUCUAUUGCUCGACGUGUCUUGUAGUGUUGAGAUGAUUUGUAUUCUAUGCAUUUAUGUCAAACGUGAAAGAUUGUCCUCCUUACGUGAUCAUAUUUUCAAAUUAUUUUUAGGUUGCAGCCAAAUAACAGUAAUUUAUUUGACCACUUACACUUACAGUAUUAGUUAUAAAAUAUCUUAACACCUGAAAUAUCCAACAUUUUAACAUCCAUUUGUAUUGGCUUAUACUAAGCUUAACUACGAAGUAUUAACUAGCCUAAUUUUUACUGUUUUAAAACAUGAAAAACAGAAUUUGUUCAUUUUUAAAUGGUUUGCAGAGGUCCGCAGAGGUUAUACUCACUUACAUUAUUCAGCUCAAUUCAUGGAAAAAAAUAUCAGACAUUAAUUUUACAAUAUUUUUCUGCAUCCAACAUUAAAUAAUCUCACAGAGGAGUAAAGCCGUAUAAGAUAAAUAUACCAGUAUCAAAGUUGAGAUGCAUUUUAGUGUAGGCCUACCUCAAAAAUGCUGUUAUUAUUAAUUGAACAAGAGUCUAUUUAAAAGUGUUGCAUAAUUUUCGUCCUAAAAAUACAUUGGUGGAGGACCCAGUGAAGCGGUUUGAAUGCACUGCUAUGACCUGUGGCUGUAUGACUAACACUGUUGCGUGAUACAUUGACUCUUCAGUUCUAUUCAACAACAUGAAGUCACUAUCUGCGAAUCAGCUAUUGCCUGCUAUGGUCAGACUUUAAGUAAAAUGAUUUCUAUAGAGUUUAAGAUAGUACAUGGUUUGUUUCUUUUGGCUAAUUUAACUGACGCGGCUUCUCAGAAAUGACUACAUAACAUUUGACUUAUGAAUCCUGCUUAGAUCUGCUUAAAGGCUCAACUUAAUGGUGGCUAGUCAUUAAAGUGCAGUUUUGUUUCUUUAUGGAGCUCAACAAAGACGGCCCGCUCCAGUUCCAGUAGUAAAUUUUCCAUUUAUUUUUCACACAGACUUUCCAAAAAAUAAAUAAAUAAAUAUUAAAAGUUUAAAAGGUUGCAUAGGCAUAUUCAGCUAUGUGGUAACUAAUGAAACCAAAUCUGUUUCUGAAACAAAUUUUCACCGAAUCAUGUGUUUUAAAUGUGCUUUUUGGACUUAAAACAACCGAAUUAUGCAUAUUAGUUAGCAUGUAGCUAGUUAGCCUCCGCCCUGUUAUUUAAUAUUUGUAUUUUUUGAAAAUUCUAUGGGGAAAAAUUCAUGGAAAAUUUCCUUGUGGAGCCGGAUCAGGCAGUCACUAUUGAGCUCUGUUACCGGGCGGAUUUGUAAAAAUAUGGCGCUUUUUUUUUUUUUUUAAAGAUAAUGCUACAUAUCAGUCAUACACGAUGUCAAAUUUGGAUUUUCAAUUACAAAGUACAUAUCAACUUAGUAAAUGCUGCAAAACAUAUCCUGACAUGAACAAUUAUCAAUAACUAUCAAUAGUUUGUGGUUAGCUUAGGUUGUGUGCAAAUUAGCAUGUGUUGCUAAUGGGAAGUCCAAAUCAAACUAGUUAAUUUCUCACGUAAAGUUUUGAUUUUCCUGGCCUGUAAAUAUGUAUUUGAAUAUUUACCAUUGUAUUUGUUUUUGAAUUAAUUUAUUUAAUGCCUAUAUAUUGUUUUUCUUGUUCUGUUUUAUUAUUUGGAGACUAACUAAAGAGGAGAGGUUUGCUUUCGUCAUGUUGUGUUAGUAUGCGUUUUUAUGGUUACAUUUCGCUGUUAACGCUUUGGAUGAACAACAACAAAAAAAGAUCAUUUCAUUGUAUUUACUUAUUUACCUGUUUCUCUGUGUUUUUGGCUCAGAUGUGGUGUAGUCAUCGUUUGUACAAAAAAAGAGGAAAAAAAUAGUUUCAAAAUCAUGACAAAAGUGAACAAAAUAUAAACAUAUUCCUAACAUUAAGUCUAUUGUCAUUUGCAUAUUGGACGAAAAGCCAGAAAUCCAGACUUUCUAAACAAAUUGUCCUUCGUUGAUGUUGUAUAUUUUAUUUUUAUUCAACAUUGGUUAUCUUUAAGUCACAAAAAUGCAAGGUUAUGAUAAAAUAUGUGAAUAACAACUUAAAAAAAAAAACCAAUUUGUAUAAAUAAAAUAACUUGCCCUUUAAUUUAGCCUAUGCAAACAACACAAGCUAAUGACAAAACUAGCAUAUUUAGCUAAAAGCAGCUAGUUUGAGUUUGUAUCCUCUUUCAGUUGUAUCAUAAAAUGUAAACAACAUCUCGAUUAUUCACAUAUUUUAUUAAAUGUGACUUUUUAUUUUAUUAUGUGUAGUUUUUUCAAGCAGAAGGUGAAUGAAAAGUGCUGGUUAGUGUAGCGUAAGUAGGGAGUAGGUUUUAGCUGUUGGAGGUUUCAAAUGGAGAUGAUUGUAGUGGUUUUAAGAGGUGGGACUUGAACAGAGGGAAUGCUGGAAAAUGAUACAACAAACUGUAUUUAUUUUGGGGAAAAAUGGUCAAUGACUAGUUCUUUAUUGUGUUUAAUAUGAUUCGUUUCCAUUCCAAUAGGUAACGGUAUGGUUACAAUAUGGGGAGAAGAAUGAGAGCAGAGCAGUAAUUUGUUGUUUAGGCUUAUUUAAAGGUGCACUGUGUAACCUUUCUGGUGGAGAGCGAGCCACUUGCUUGUCUCCAUAAAGAUGUUAUUGCUUAGUUUGGAAUAUUCCAUAAUAUGGCUCUAAAGACUUUCAUCUAACAUUUACCCAUUUAUGCAUUUAUUGCUAAAAAAUACCUUAAAAGCAUUCUUAUCAAGAGUAGGCUCGGCUCUGCACAGAUCUGACCUGUAACUUGGCUUGUUGGCACCAUUUGCUUGUUUCCAUGGAGAUAUACAAGGAUAAUGCCAUACUAUGGAACAGCCAAGUGGUACACACUCAUCCUAUAGACUAAUAGUUUAUCUCCCAAAUUAAAGCUGCCCCGUGUAGCUUUUAUGCUUAAGAUGGAAGUAAACCAUCGUAGUGUUAUGACAACUGUGUAUUUUAUCAGAAGUGAUCAGUGAAGGAGAUGUGAGACUAAAUGCAGGUAAAGUUCAUCAAACUAACUUUAUUUUAUUUUUGUGUGUUUUUAAUGUGUUGUUUUUGAGGACCCAGAAGCUUGAGUACAACAUGCCACCAAUCACACAUGUAAAUCUUUAUGUUGUGUUCUUAUCUAACUUUAAAUGUUUGAGUUUAAUCCUGUUUCUUUCUGUGGUGUUUUGAAGGACGUGACACUGUGCAUUAUAUCAGUUAUACCAUUGCUCCAGAUGCCCUGACUCUAUGCUGUUGUCUAAAGGUUUAAAUGGGCCAAGAAUAAACCCAGGCUGUGUGCAUCUAACGCUGUUCAAACUGGUGUGGCCUUUUGUCAUGAUUUAAAUGAGACUGAAUUAUGCCAUUUUGUCAUUGUGCUAAAAUGAAUAUAAAUAUUAUAUAUUAAAAUAUAUUUGCUAACCAAAA
Boleophthalmus pectinirostris (great blue-spotted mudskipper) is the source of this 6311-nucleotide messenger RNA. RefSeq names its product proliferation and apoptosis adaptor protein 15. The coding region runs from base 372 to 764 and encodes 130 amino acids. The transcript is spliced from 4 exons. The record is from RefSeq and is a predicted model, not a curated record. NCBI's taxonomy places the organism in Eukaryota, Metazoa, Chordata, Actinopteri, Gobiiformes, Gobiidae. Gene Ontology annotation, molecular function: protein binding. Gene Ontology annotation, biological process: regulation of apoptotic process; MAPK cascade.